ACACCACAACAACUCCAAAUGUUUGUUCUUUCUUCCUUGAAAAAAGACAGAAACCAUUUGCGAUAUAAGUAGAGAUGGGUGUUACAAAAACAUCAAAAACACCCGCUCCCUCCUCUCUCUCUCAGUCUCUCUCUCUCUAAAACUAGUCAAGCCCUCCUUGAUUUGUUAUAUACACUCCUCUCUCUACAUAUAUCCCAACCAAACCAACUCACUAAAAAUAAAAAAAUAAAAAAAAAUGUUGAAUCCAUUGGUUUCCAAGGGUCCAACAUGCGAAGAGAAAGCAACAAGCAGCUAUCUCUCAGAGCUGAAAUCCAUCUCCAACAUCUCCCUCCCCAUGAUCCUCACCGGCCUAAUCCUCUACUCCCGCUCGAUGAUCUCCAUGCUCUUCCUCGGCCGCCUCGGCGACCUCUCCCUUGCCGGCGGCGCCCUCGCGGUGGGCUUCGCCAACAUCACCGGCUACUCCAUCCUCUCCGGCCUGGCCGUGGGCAUGGAGCCCAUCUGCGGCCAAGCCUACGGCGCCCAGCGCUUCAAACUCCUGGGCCUCACCCUCCAACGCACGGUGCUCCUCCUCCUCCUCGCCUCCGUCCCCAUCGCCCUCCUCUGGCUCAACAUGCACAAGAUCCUCCUCCUCUGCGGCCAGGACCCGGACAUCGCCGCCGCCGCCCACUCCUACAUCCUCUUCUCCCUCCCGGACCUCCUCGCGCAGUCGCUCCUCCACCCCCUCCGCAUAUAUCUAAGGAGCCAAUCCAUCACAAUGCCGCUCACCUACUGCGCUGCGCUCUCCAUCAUCCUCCACAUCCCCAUCAACUACUUGCUGGUGACGGUGCUCGGCCUCGGCCUCAGGGGCGUGGCGGCGGCGGCCGUGUGGACCAACAUAAACCUCGUGGGGUCCCUGGUGGCGUACGUGGCAAUGUCGGGGGUUUACAAGAAGACGUGGGGAGGGGUGUCGACGGAGUGCUUCAAGGAAUGGGGGUCGCUUCUCAAUCUGGCCAUCCCGAGCUGCGUCAGCGUCUGCCUGGAGUGGUGGUGGUACGAGAUCAUGAUCCUCCUCUGCGGCCUCCUCGUCACCCCACGCGCCACCGUCGCCUCCAUGGGGAUCCUCAUCCAGACUACUUCCUUAAUCUACAUUUUCCCCUCCUCCCUCAGCUUCGGCGUGUCCACCAGGGUGGGGAACGAGCUCGGCGCCGACCGCCCGCUGAGGGCCAGGGCGGCCGCCGUGGUGGGCCUCUGCGCCAGCUUCGCGGUGGGACUUGGGGCGCUGGCGUUCGCGGUGGCGGUGAGGAAUGUGUGGGCAGGGCUGUUCACGCGCGACGCGGAGAUUCUGGCGCUGACGUCGGCGGUGCUGCCGAUCAUCGGGCUGUGCGAGCUGGGGAACUGCCCGCAGACGACGGGGUGCGGAGUGCUGCGGGGGACGGCGCGCCCCAAGAUGGGGGCCAACAUCAACCUCGCCUGCUUCUACCUGGUGGGGAUGCCGGUGGCCGUCGCGCUCAGCUUCAGGCUCCACUACGACUUCAAGGGGCUGUGGAUGGGGCUGCUGGCGGCGCAGUUCUCCUGCGCGCUGGCGAUGCUCUUCGUGCUGCUCAGAACGGAUUGGGAGCUUCAGGCUGCCAGGGCCAAGCACUUGACCGGGAAAACAUCGGAUUAUACCCAAAUGGAUGAUUCAUUCAUUGAUUUAAUUUAAUUAAUUAAAUCUUCAUCGAUCACUUUAUUCUUUUCUUUUUGUUAGUGUAAAUCAAAGGAUAGCAUUAAUUAGAGAUGUUAAUUAGGAAUUACAUAUGUUUUUUUUUUUUUUGGUUAAGAAAUGUUAAUGUUUAAUUAGAUGCGCAAGUCAAAGAAAGGAACAAAGAUUUUGUUGUUGGUAGUAUACAGUGAGGUUUGAGAGAUUGUAGAGUGUGAAUGACACAAAAUCAAAAAACGCAUUCCCCA
Molecule: messenger RNA, 1926 nt
Organism: Salvia miltiorrhiza (redroot sage)
Lineage: Eukaryota; Viridiplantae; Streptophyta; Magnoliopsida; Lamiales; Lamiaceae
Product: protein DETOXIFICATION 49-like
Exons: 1
Coding region: 236-1681 (481 amino acids)
Biological process (GO): xenobiotic detoxification by transmembrane export across the plasma membrane
Cellular component (GO): membrane
Molecular function (GO): antiporter activity; xenobiotic transmembrane transporter activity
Source: RefSeq, a predicted model, not a curated record